Messenger RNA from Callorhinchus milii (elephant shark), 2432 nucleotides. RefSeq names its product acyl-CoA synthetase long chain family member 6. Gene Ontology annotation, cellular component: endoplasmic reticulum; membrane. Gene Ontology annotation, biological process: very long-chain fatty acid metabolic process; long-chain fatty-acyl-CoA biosynthetic process; long-chain fatty acid metabolic process. Gene Ontology annotation, molecular function: arachidonate-CoA ligase activity. Lineage: Eukaryota; Metazoa; Chordata; Chondrichthyes; Chimaeriformes; Callorhinchidae. The record is from RefSeq and is a predicted model, not a curated record. The coding region runs from base 157 to 2253 and encodes 698 amino acids. The transcript has 22 exons.
ACACUACUUCUUGUCUGUGGCUGUACAUACCUGCUUUUCAUUAUAAAAGAUACACUCGUGUCCGCAGCAUUCUGUUUCAAAUGGAAAGUUCCUCAAGCUCCUUCUCUACCAGGGAUCCUGAACGCUUAAGAGGUUCUGAGUGCACUCGUUGAGAAGAUGCGAGCACAGGAAAUUCUUAGGAGCCUGCGACUGCCAGAAUUAGAUGAAUUCAGCCAGUUUGUUCAUAUGCUUCUUCCUCCCACACUGGUGGGAAUCGCUUCAUUUGCAGCUGUUAUAACGUACUGGCUGGCGACCAAACCUAAAGCCUUGAAACCACCUUGUGACCUUUCUCAACAAUCACAGGAAAUUGAGGGUGGUGAGCAAGCUCACAGAUCUGUAUUGAGUGACAGCCCAAAGCUUCUAACUCACUACUAUAAUGAAACACGGACAAUGUAUGAAGUGUACCAGAGAGGAUUACGUAUCACAGGUGAUGGUCCUUUUUUAGGUUACAGAAAACCUGCGCAGCCUUAUCAGUGGCUUUCCUACAAAGAGGUCUCAGACCGUGCAGAGUACCUAGGAUCUGGAUUACUCCAGAAAGGUUGCGGGUCAUCCCCAGAACAAUUCAUUGGUGUUUUUGCGCAAAACAGACCAGAGUGGAUAAUUGCUGAGUUGGCAUGCUAUACCUACUCCAUGGUGAUUGUUCCACUUUAUGACACACUUGGACCUGAAGCCAUUCGCUACAUAAUUAAUACAGCUGAGAUUUCUACAGUUAUCUGUGAUAAUGAAGAGAAAGCAAAAAUUCUUUUGAAGAACGUCGAGAAGAAGGAGACUCCAGGCAUGAAGAUAAUUAUUCUGAUGGAUCCAUUGGAGGCGGAAUUGGUUGAGAUGGGAAGAAACUGUGGAGUGGAAAUAGUGGCACUGCAAGAAGUGGAGAAUCUUGGCCAAAUGAACAGGCGGAACCCUGUGCCUCCACGACCCGAGGAUUUGUCCAUUGUCUGUUUUACAAGUGGAACAACAGGAAAUCCUAAAGGAGCCAUGCUUACACAUGGGAAUGUGGUGGCUGAUUUUUCAGCCUUUUUGAAAGUUACAGAGAAAGUGAUCUUUCCAAGGCAAGACGAUGUCCUCAUAUCCUUCUUGCCUCUGGCUCAUAUGUUUGAGAGAGUUAUCCAGUCUGUAGUUGUAUGCCAUGGAGGCCGGAUAGGAUUUUUCCAAGGUGAUAUUAAGCUUCUGUCAGAUGAUAUGAAGGCACUGCGACCAACUAUUUUCCCUGUUGUUCCAAGACUAUUAAAUAGAAUGUAUGAUAAGAUAUUUAGCCAAGCAGGUACACCAGUAAAACGCUGGCUACUGAAAUUUGCAGCCAAGAGGAAGGAAAUUGAAGUGCGAAAUGGUAUUAUAAGGAACAACAGCUUGUGGGACAAAUUCUUUUUCAAUAAAAUACAGAACAGUCUCGGAGGGGAGGUUAGAAUGAUCAUCACUGGUGCUGCUCCUGCUUCUCCUGCAGUACUUGGUUUCCUAAGAGCAGCCCUGGGGUGCCAGGUCUAUGAAGGUUAUGGGCAGACUGAAUGCACAGCCGGAUGUACCUUUACCACACCUGGAGACUGGACAUCAGGUCAUGUUGGGGCUCCUCUACCUUGUAAUUUUAUCAAACUUAUCGAUGUAAGAGAUAUGAAAUAUUUUUCUGCAAAAGGAGAAGGUGAGAUCUGUGUGAAAGGACCAAAUGUAUUUAAAGGUUACCUCAAAGAUCCUAAGAAAACCACUGAAGCUCUGGAUGAAGAUGAAUGGCUACACACUGGAGACAUUGGCAAGUGGUUACCUAAUGGCACCUUAAAAAUCAUAGACCGCAAGAAGCACAUAUUCAAACUUGCUCAGGGUGAAUAUGUUGCUCCAGAAAAAAUUGAGAAUAUCUAUAUACGCAGUGAGCCAGUUGCCCAAGUGUACGUCCAUGGAGACAGUUUGCAGUCCUUCUUAGUGGGUAUUGUUGUACCUGAUCCAGAAGCCGCAGAUGCAUGGGCAAGGAAAAGGGGAUUUGAGGGUCCAUUUGUAGAGCUGUGUAAAGCAAAGGGAUUAAAAAAGGCAAUCAUGGAGGACAUGGUAAAGCUUGGAAAGCAGGCUGGCCUUUAUUCUUUUGAACAGGUAAAAGACAUCUAUAUCCACUGUGAAAUGUUCUCUAUCCAAAAUGGUCUACUGACUCCGACCCUGAAGGCUAAGCGGCCAGAGCUCCGGAAUUACUUUCGGAAGCAAAUUGAAGAGCUUUAUACGAAUACUUCCACAUGAAAAUACGUGACAGAUGUCCGGUCAUGAACAUUCCUAUUCCCAGUCUUAACGCUGGUUCCACUAUGUUAAACAGUCACGAGGUAAAGAUAGAUUUGCGUAUAUUCAGGAAUCAAUUGUUUCUUCAAUCAACUGGAAAGCAUCUUGUGUAAUAAAGAUUUGCACUUACAUUUUUAAAGCUG